AUGCGUGCUGCUGGCCUUGCACAACCACCACCACUACCACCACCACCACCUUUUUGCCUGACGCAUCCUGCUUCAGGUCUUCCCAAACGGUCCACACCAAAGGCUUUCAAACGACAUCGCCGCGUGGCAUCGUCUAAGCGGCGCUCUGGCGACAAUAUAAGAGGGACGGAGCAAGUCCAUGACUCGGUCCGCUUCCCAGAGCAUACGACGAGCUCCGACCACUGUGGAUUCGGUGGCCUUGCGGACGCUUUCUGUGCGGCCUCUUCGCCUCAGACGAUCGGCAAGCAUGUCGCCUUCGGUGUCCUUGAACGGGGGGCGUGA
This is a messenger RNA of Colletotrichum higginsianum IMI 349063, 321 nucleotides long. RefSeq lists its product as uncharacterized. Bases 1 to 321 code for a protein of 106 amino acids. The transcript has a single exon. Lineage: Eukaryota; Fungi; Ascomycota; Sordariomycetes; Glomerellales; Glomerellaceae. The record is from RefSeq and is a predicted model, not a curated record.